Molecule: messenger RNA, 3153 nt
Organism: Xiphophorus maculatus (southern platyfish)
Lineage: Eukaryota; Metazoa; Chordata; Actinopteri; Cyprinodontiformes; Poeciliidae
Gene: ndp
Product: NDP, norrin cystine knot growth factor
Exons: 3
Coding region: 530-967 (145 amino acids)
Biological process (GO): Wnt signaling pathway
Source: RefSeq, a predicted model, not a curated record
UGUGUCACGAUCCACAUGUGACGGGCGUCCUCACGGCCAGAGCAUCCAGCCUCGCUGCCUCCCUUUCUCCCUCCCUCCGCCGAUCUCCCUGUCAGAGAUGAAACAGGGGAGCGUGUGACUGUGGGACAGAGGAGAGGCGGAGGAAGGAGGUGAGAGGGAGACAGAGGGAGGAGAGAGUAACACUCAGACAAUCCCCUGCGUGUUAGAGAGAGGUAGAAACAAGAGGAGCUGGCCGGGAAACAAUAGUAGAACAAAUCCAGUCUUGCUUGCAAGAUCUCUGCCUCUCAGCUGACUGCGACUGAAGACCGAGAUGGACUGAGACAGCGAGGGAUGGAGUGGCCUGACUCUCCUGCCACUUGCCUUCCCUACCUGACCUUCAAUCUUCAUUCCUCCAGCAGGAACAAAGACAGAGUCUGUCCUGUGUGAGACUCCUCUGAAUCCCGUCACAAAGCGUCAGAAGGGCUGUAGUCAAGAACCGUGACACAUUGGCCACCGCCUGCAGUGCCAGGAUCCUCCGGGUGUCCCAGUCAUGAAAGCGUCCAUCUCCACAGGCCCUCCUUCUGGACUCCUGCUGGUCCUGAUGUGUUGUCCUCUGCUGGGCUUUGUCCAAUCCGCCAGCAGCAGCAGCAACAAGGCUGGCGAUAAGGGACACCAGCAGCUGGUCGACACCGACCCAGAUCGCUGCAUGAGGCACCACUUUGUGGAGACCAUCACGCAUCCCAUUUACAAAUGCAACUCUAAGAUGGUGUUGCUGGCGCGCUGCGAGGGCCACUGCAGCCACACCACCCGCUCAGACCCGCUCAUCUCCUUCAGCUCCGUGCUCAAGCAGCCCUUCAAGAGCUUCUGCUCCUGCUGCCGACCACACACCUCCAAGCUGAAGGCGGUGAGGCUGCGCUGCGCCGGCGGGACUCGCAUUACGGCCACCUACAGAUACAUCCUAGCCUGCAACUGCGAGGAGUGCAGCUGAGUAGGCGGCAAUUCCCUGCAAGACCCCAACCCCCCAAAGGUUCUCGUUUUUCUUGGCCUCGGACCUCGUUCUGAAACUGUUCGGAAUGCUCUGUUGAUUUUUGGAUAUAGAGCUAUGCUCCAAAAAUGCUGGACGCUAACAGUUUGGAGGAAUCAAAUCCGCUCGCCCCCCCCCCCCCCUUCAUGUGCUCCUAAUAAUUGACCCGCAGCUCUGGGACACAUGUAGAACACUCCAUACCUUCUCCAUUAUAAGUGCUUUCAAUCAUGACGAGCCAUGCAAAGCAUAUUUCUUCAGCUCACAAGGCCUAACACCGCAAACUGCUGAUCCCGGGGGCCGGUUUGAGAUCCUUCCCCGCCCGAGAGACACACUCCGCUCAUUACAGGCCUCAGUAAUCCAUCACUCACACACACACCCUCAAACCGCAGUGUGGCGCUUCGAAGUAUCCGUGACAGCUAAGCGAACCCCUCCCACACGUUUGCCAACAAGACAACACGCUUUGUUAAAAUGCAGGACCAGGCCUCCCCAGACGCACAGUGGAACUAUACAGGAACAUCUGCACUGUUACUCAACCAAUAACAUCUCACACACUUCCUGCAGACCUUCAUGUAGCUGUGUAAAACUUCACUGUCGCUUACAGGAGAGCUCAUCAUGUGAACGAUCUAGGAGAAACAGAGGGCAAAGGGAGCCCUGAAGGCCUUUACCCACCUGUGGGUAUUAGUUUGGACUCUCCCUAGACUGUCACUUAUGUUAGCGUUCAUAAUCUCUAUCUGAGUCUUUGUGAUGUUCGUGUCAGCGUUGUUGUAACCGCAGCCUCUGUCACGCCAGGUUGAUAGAGUGCCUUGCAAAAGAAUUUAUUCCCUUUGAACUUUUUUUUCACAUUUUGAAAUUGAGAUUUUAUGCGAUAGACGUAAAGAAGGCAAAUGUGACCCAAAUCGACUUCUUCUUUUUGCCGGUGGUGGUCAGAGGGCAGAUGAAGCUGGUGUGUGCCCCAGGGCAGCUGUGGCUACAAUCCAGCAGCCGCAGGAGUGUACAGAAAAGCGCUAUACAAGUCUGAUGUUAUUUGAUUGUGUUGCCCCUAACAGCAGACAUAAGGAAGACUGUAGAUGUUAGCUUCAGGUCUAGUGGUAAGAUGGUUUCCAUUUCACCAAGACUUAGGAAUAUUUGGUCUUUGAACUAUUAAUAAAGGCAGUUAGAAGCAUUUUUAGAAAAGUCCUACAAACCAUCAGAACUGGUGCAGCACACGCCGCCUCCUGACUCUAGGACACCCUUGGGGCCAAAUAGAGCAGAGACUGUGAGCCACAGGCCUUUUUGUCCGACAUCAGUGUCUUACCUCUUCGAUGCUGUAAUGAAAGAAUGGUUGAAAAUUCCCCUCAACACACUCCUGCACCUUGAGGAAAACCGUCCCGGAGGAGCUGAAUCUGAACUUCGAUGGCUGGGCCGACAUCGUCGGAGUAAGAAUGCUCUGCAGCUCGAGUCCACCUGUAGAUGAGCAGAAACGUCUGGCAAUAUAUUGCAGCUGAAGCUCAGUCAGAUUGGAAAGAGGGCAUCUUUGAGUCUUGCCACAGAUUAUCUAUUGAAUGUAGGCCUGGACUUUGACUGGGCCAUUUAAACAAAUGAAUGUGCUGCGACCUGCACUGUCCCGUUGUAGUUCUGACUGGAUGUUUUCGGUUGUCAUCAUGGAAGGUGAACAUUCUGCGAGGUUCUGACGGAGCGGGGCUGACUACAAACGCAGCAGUUAGUUUUUGGUUGUUUUUUUUUAAAGAACAAAUGCAGCAUUUUCUUCCAUUUCAUAUUUAUGCACUAUUUUGUGUUGUUCUAUCACGUAAAAUCCCAAUAAAAUAUAUUCAAGUUCGCGAUUAUAAUGUGACAAAAUGUGAAAGCGGUAUGAAUACCUGUACAAGGCACUGUACAAUUGCUGCUAUUGCCUGUUGUUUAUUGUUACUCCUUCCAUGUUGAAUCAGCGCUACGGUCGCUCUGCAAAUGUUUGUGUUGCUCGCAAGUAUUGUCACCAACGACGACGAAUACAAAACUUCAAAUUCUUACACAUCUCCAUCUGUCUGGGUGAGACUCGCUCAGCUUUCAGUCUCUGGUCAGUGUAUCUAAGUGUAAAAAUAUGUCAGUGUUCAAAUUGUGGUUUUUGUAUAAUUAAAACUCUGCAACCACAGUGUGUUCAGUGCUGUCAUGCA